UGGUGGGCAUAAGGUAUGGCCCCGGGACCGGCUCGCAAGCUUAUCGUCGACGUAUUAGCCACACCUCGAGAGCUCCCUGAGACGCUUACUGGUCAAUGGAUAACCAUCAGACGCAAUGUCGGUCAAAACGAUUAACGUGUUCGCGUUAGGUAAAGACCAGGGCCGCGGCAGAGGUUGCUGACAAUGCGGGGCAAGAGAUAAAGCUCUCUCCCCCUUGUCCAAUGUCAUGAUGCUUGCAAGAUCAACGCAGAUGCUUGGUUCAAGCUUCGAUUGGCUUCGAGUACCCGGCCUCUGUACACCGGACGGAGAACCCUCAGAUCAAGCGGUACUGCAAGAAGUGGCAGGGUUCUGCCUAGUGUACUACCCAGGCGCCCUCGGCGAAGCCAUUGCCGUGGGGAGAACGGUCCAAGUGUCUGUUCCUAGGUUGUUAGGACCUGGGACGGACGGUCUGGAUGCCGUGAGUAAGGCGGGGUUAAGUUGGAGUGUUGUCGGUAUUAUGAUGCAAACUCUGAACGAGAUAAGCCAGAAUGGGUUCCCCAGAUGCACCUUCUGCAGGGCCAUCGGCUGGGUCUUGAAGAACAAGUCUGUAGCGUUGACAGCACCAACCUGGUUCCGCGGAGAAGCGGCCGUUGCGCUGGUACGAGUAGAGUCACCUCGGCCAAUGGGAUGGCUCUGAACAACAUUAGCUCAUGAGUCGUUGUAUGCGAACAAGCCUUCUCCGAUCUCCAAGAGA
Colletotrichum phormii is the source of this 733-nucleotide messenger RNA. RefSeq lists its product as uncharacterized. The transcript has a single exon. The record is from RefSeq and is a predicted model, not a curated record. NCBI's taxonomy places the organism in Eukaryota, Fungi, Ascomycota, Sordariomycetes, Glomerellales, Glomerellaceae. Bases 227 to 676 code for a protein of 149 amino acids.